AUGUCGACCAGCCUACUAUCUGCGCACCGGUCAGGUCCUCCGGGUCAUCCGGCACCCGACGCCAACUACGUCGACGCCGACACCCUCCGAACGACCUUUGCGCUCGCCAUGUCCGCCAUGUACAAGGCCGAGGUGCCCCUCUACGGCGACCUCAUCCAAAUCGUCCAAACCGUCAACAAAGACGCCCAAACGAAAAAGUGCCACGGAAUGGGUCACAGCUUAGGCUCCGCAACAAUGGAAGCCAGUAUCGAGCGCCUAACCCUCGAACGGCACGGCGCAAUCCGCCUCGGCACCCCGCAAGAACUCCACACCGUCCGCCGCAUCUUCGCCCUCCUCGGCAUGCACCCCGUCGGCUACUACGAUCUCUCCGUCGCGGACCUGCCCAUGCACGCGACCUGCUUCCGCCCGACGUCGCCGCAGUCCCUGGAACGCAACCCCUUUCGCGUCUUCACCACGCUCCUCCGGCCCGAGCUGCUCAAGUCUGGGACGGCGCGGGCCGUCGCCCUGGAGCUCCUCUCCAAACGCAACAUCUUUAGCGACGCCCUCUUUGAGCUCUUGAGCACGGCCGAGGAGUGCCAGGAUAGUCGUCUGACGCCGGAGCAAGGGGAGCGUUUUGUGGUGGAGGCGAUUCGCACGUUUAGCUGGCAGCCCCUAGCGGCGGCUACGCACCAAGAGUAUGUCCUCUUGCGGAGCGAACAUCCCAUCUUGGCGGAUAUCGCGUGUUUCCGCUCGUCGCACAUUAAUCACCUCACACCGAGGGCCCUGGAUAUCAAUGCGGCGCAGGAGGCCAUGCUUGCCGCGGGCAUGGCGGUCAAGAGCCGCAUCGAGGGCCCACCGGUGCGCAAGUGCCCGAUCUUGUUACGCCAAACAAGCUUUCUUGCGCUGCAGGAGGGUAUUCGCUUUGCUAUUUCGGGGAGAGAUGAGUUUGUAGAUGGUUUCCAUAAGGCUCGGUUUGGUGAGAUUGAGGAGAGGGGCGCUGCCGUUACGCCUGCAGGAAGAAAGCUGUACGAUGAGCUGUUGGAGGAAGCCAUGGCAACAGUACAAGAAAAGGGAGUCUUUGCUGAAGCGAAGGUGGUAGACGAGACAUUUGCAAAGGUCUUUGAAAAGUUUCCCGAUGACUGGGACGAGCUGCGACGUCAGGGCCUCGUUUACUCGGACUAUCGAUGCGCAGGCAAUGCCAAACAGAAGCUGCACAGCUUAGCAAGUCUCGAUACAGCGAAUCCCGCUUCUCUCUUGGAUCGGCUUGUCUCAGAGGGUGUACUCAAAGCGGUGCCAAUUACGUACGAAGACUUUUUGCCCUUUUCGGCUGCUGGGAUCUUCCAGUCGAACAUCCAGUCCGGCUCAAGCAAACCUACGAUGGACCACGAGGAGUCGACGCGACCGGAUGUGGAAGGAUACGAGAAGGCUUUGGCGAGAGAAAUUCUUGAUGCAAACGAUUUAUAUGCGCAAGCCCAGAUGAAGAGUUUGCAGACCUGCGCGGAGGAGCUUGGUUUGAAUGACCAUCUUUGUCGCAAGCUUGUCAGCUCCGUUUUGUUUAUCUGGCGUAUCACUAAGUACUAG
Colletotrichum fioriniae is the source of this 1560-nucleotide messenger RNA. RefSeq lists its product as uncharacterized. NCBI's taxonomy places the organism in Eukaryota, Fungi, Ascomycota, Sordariomycetes, Glomerellales, Glomerellaceae. Gene Ontology annotation, molecular function: oxidoreductase activity. The record is from RefSeq and is a predicted model, not a curated record.